ACUUUUAGAAUCUAACCUAACUCGCUCUGAUAUAUUUUGAAAUGUUUUUCUAUUAAAAAUUUGGUACAGUGUUUGUUUUAGAUUUUUUUUACAAUGUUACAGAAUACUAGUAAAGUUAGAAAUCUGUGUGCCACAGUACGGGGGCUAAAACUUUCCAAAUUAUUUAAAGAUAACGACGCAAAAUGUGUACUUGGCUAUUUACAAACUAGACACAAGAAAGAUGAUUCCAGUUUAUCGUCUUUAUUUGUUCCUGUUCAAAUUAAACCGAGUGCAGAUGACAUAAAUGUUGGAGCAGAACUUACAGGAACUUUGAACAAAACAGAUUUGUUAAAAGUUUUGAAUAAGUUUUAUCAGAAAAAAGAAAUUAAGGCAUUGCUAGUAGAUAAUGGAUUAGAUCAGUACCUUCAGCACCAAGCCUAUGUGAGUUUCCGAAGAUAUUGCCUAGAAGCACAAAAUUUACCAGCAGAUAUCCACGUAGUCUUCAGUGACAUUCUACAGGGAGCUGGAAAUAUCACUGAUAUUUUCCCCUACUUUCUACGACAUGCCAAAAUGAUGUUUCCCCAUCUCGACUGCAUGGAUGAUCUUAGAAAAAUUUCUGAUUUAAGAUCACCUGCUAACUGGUAUCCUGAAGCAAGGGCUAUUAACAGAAAAAUAAUUUUUCAUUCUGGACCUACCAAUUCUGGAAAAACAUACCAUGCUUUAGAAAGGUUUAUGACAUCAAAAUCUGGAGUUUAUUGUGGGCCUUUAAAACUUCUAGCCAGUGAAGUGUUUAACAAAUCUAAUAACAGAGGGACACCAUGUGAUCUGGUAACGGGGGAAGAAAGAAAUUUUGCAGAUCCAGCAGGAAAUGCUUCCAAUCACGUUUCUUGUACAGUUGAAAUGACAUCUGUAACAAAUGCAUAUGAGGUGGCUGUGAUAGAUGAAAUUCAAAUGAUAAAAGAUGUACAGAGAGGCUGGGCUUGGACCAGGGCACUGUUAGGUCUUAAAGCAGAAGAAAUCCAUUUGUGUGGUGAAGCUGGGGCAGUCGAUUUGGUCAGACAAAUAUGCCUAACUACAGGAGAAGAUUUAGAAGUUCGUAACUAUAAAAGACUGACUCCGUUAAAAAUUGAAAAUACUGCUGUAGGUUCCUUAGAAAAUGUUCUUCCUGGCGACUGUAUAGUAUGCUUUAGUAAAAAUGACAUUUACAGUGUUUCUAGGGGCAUAGAAGCAACGGGGAAGGAGGUAGCUGUUAUAUAUGGUGGUCUUCCCCCUGGAACCAAAUUGGCUCAAGCUGCUAAAUUCAAUGAUCCUGAAAAUAGCUGUAAGAUAUUGGUAGCUACAGACGCUAUUGGGAUGGGUCUUAAUCUGAGUAUUAAACGUGUCAUAUUUUACUCCUUAAUCAAAGCUACAAUGAACGAGAAAGGUGAGAGAGAAAUGGAUACUAUUUCUGUCUCUUCAGCUCUACAAAUCGCAGGUAGAGCAGGAAGAUACGGAACUCAGUGGCCAGAGGGUUCAGCAACGACGUUUAAGUCCGAAGACUUGCCUACUCUACAGAAUCUUUUAGCGUCACAACCAGAUCCCAUAAUUCAAGCUGGGCUUCACCCAACAGCAGAACAAAUAGAAUUAUACGCUUAUCAUUUACCGAACUCCACCCUUAGCAAUCUUAUGGAUAUUUUUAUUAAUUUGUCAACCGUGGACGAUUCCCUCUAUUUUAUGUGCCAAACAGAAGAUUUCAAAUUUUUGGCAGAUAUGAUCCAACAUGUACCUUUACCUUUGCGAGCAAGAUAUCUCUUCUGCUGCGCACCUAUCAAUAAAAAGAUGCCUUUCGUGUGUACUAUGUUUUUAAAGUUUGCAAGACAAUACAGCAAAAAUGAAAUGAUAACAUUCGACUGGUUGUGUAGAAAUAUCGGAUGGCCAUUACAACCACCGAGGACUAUAUUAGAUUUAGUUCAUUUAGAAGCAGUAUUUGAUGUAUUGGACUUGUAUUUGUGGCUUAGUUACCGUUUUGUUGAUCUAUUCAAUGAACCAAACUUAGUAAGAGACAUGCAACGUGAAUUAGACCAAAUCAUACAACAAGGUAUAGUUCAGCUAACGAGGUUGUUGAGGAAUUCCGAAACUGGAAUUAGUUCGGGUACUGGAGCUGCUGAUGAUGAAGAGUUCGCCAUGAGCAGACAAAAACAAACAUAUUUAAGAGGACAAAAAUCAUUGACUUUGGGCAAAGGCAAAUUGACGGAACGUCUUUUGGCUCAGGGGAUUUUAACGCCAACGAUGUUACAAGAAUUGAAGAAAGAGUGGAAUAAAGGUUCAGUAACAAAUAUCGUAAAAGAAGAAGUCGAAGAACCCAAGAAAACGCGGAGAAAAAGGACAACUAAAAAAUAGGUUUUGUUUGUAGUAUACAUUUUUAUAUAAAUUUUUAAUUUGUU
Molecule: messenger RNA, 2402 nt
Organism: Diabrotica virgifera virgifera (western corn rootworm)
Lineage: Eukaryota; Metazoa; Arthropoda; Insecta; Coleoptera; Chrysomelidae
Product: ATP-dependent RNA helicase SUV3 homolog, mitochondrial
Exons: 11
Coding region: 94-2358 (754 amino acids)
Biological process (GO): mitochondrial RNA 3'-end processing; RNA catabolic process
Cellular component (GO): mitochondrial degradosome
Molecular function (GO): ATP binding; RNA helicase activity; hydrolase activity, acting on acid anhydrides
Source: RefSeq, a predicted model, not a curated record